UCUCUCCCCAGCUGGCUGGAGGCGUGAUCCUGGGCGUGGCCCUGUGGCUCCGCCAUGACCCGCAGACCACCAACCUCCUCUACCUGGAGCUGGGAGACAGGCCCGCACCCAACACCUUCUACGUGGGUAUCUACAUUCUCAUCGCCGUGGGCGCCGUGAUGAUGUUCGUUGGCUUCCUGGGCUGCUACGGGGCCAUACAGGAGUCCCAGUGCCUGCUGGGGACGUUCUUCACCUGCCUGGUCAUCCUGUUUGCCUGUGAGGUGGCCGCCGGCAUCUGGGGCUUUGUCAACAAAGACCAAAUCGCCAAGGACGUGAAGCAGUUCUACGACCAGGCCCUGCAGCAGGCCAUCGUGGACGACGACGCCAGCAACGCCAAGGCCGUGGUGAAGACCUUCCAUGAGACGCUCAACUGCUGUGGCUCCAGCUCGCUGUCUGCCAUCACCACCUCGAUGCUGAAGAACAGCCUGUGCCCCUCGGGCAGCACCGUCAUCAGUAACGUCCUGAAGGAGGACUGCCACCAGAAGAUCGACGACCUCUUCUCGGGGAAGCUGUACCUCAUCGGCAUCGCGGCCAUCGUGGUCGCCGUGAUCAUGGUGAGGGCGGGCGCGGCCUCUGCCCGGGGCGGCCCCUCCCCGGCCCUGGCGCUGACCGUGCCACCCUCCCUGCAGAUCUUCGAGAUGAUUCUGAGCAUGGUGCUGUGCUGCGGCAUCCGGAACAGCUCUGUGUACUGAGGCCCGCUCGGCACCGGCCCGCGGGCGCCGCCGUGUAUAUACCGUCCCCUACUACUCUGCUCCACUUGGCCUUCUCAUCGCGAGGUUCUGGUUUUGUGCUGAACUCUCCCGUUACCCUUCCGGGACCGGCGUCACGCGUAGGUGGCGUGUGCAAGUGGAGCCGGGCCCAGGGCCUCGGGGACUGCAGGGCAGGGUCCUUCCGCCCAGCCAGGCCUCUCUUGGGGGCCGCCCGCCCUGGCUCCGCGAGGCCGAGCUGGGGCAGUUGCCCACCUGCCCGUCCCGGGCCGCCUGGCUCACACCUUUUUAAUCUUGUUCCUCCUCUCCCUGUUCGAGCCGGGCCUGCGAGCACUCUUCUGCUUUCAGUGCACCUAUCCUUUCUAACAUGUCACCUUCAACUGUAAUUACAUCUCGAGACAGUCAUUUAAUAAAGAAGGAAAAACCAGGCAUGCUAA
Messenger RNA from Carlito syrichta (Philippine tarsier), 1183 nucleotides. RefSeq names its product CD81 molecule (gene CD81). Lineage: Eukaryota; Metazoa; Chordata; Mammalia; Primates; Tarsiidae. The transcript is spliced from 6 exons. The record is from RefSeq and is a predicted model, not a curated record. Bases 159 to 731 code for a protein of 190 amino acids. Gene Ontology annotation, cellular component: membrane.